AUGCGCGCUACGUCAGGCGCCAUCACCGCGCUCAUCGCGCUCCUCCCUCUCCUCAAUGCCGCUCCGCUCCCUUUCCGCCGCUCGCCCCUUCUCGGCGGCUCUGGCGGAGACGGCCUCGGUCUCGGACUCGGCCUGGGAAGCUCGAACGGCCCACUCGAUGCGCUCGACUCUGCUCCAGUCGGGUUAGCGCAUAUCGUCCCCCUCGGCGAUGGUGGUGCGCCCCUCGGCGGGCUUCCGCUCGGCGGGGGCGGUAACGGCGGAGCUCUUGGCAUCAUUCCUGUCGGCGGCGACGAGGGAUCUCCCCUCAGCGGCCUCCCUCUCGGCGGCAACGAAGGCGAUGACGGUCUCUUCGGCGGUCUCCCCUCGAAACUCCUCGGCCGCCCUACCUCCCCCGGAACCGGCUCGGGCCUUCUAGAUGGCCUUCUCUCACCUCUCACCGACCUCCUCGACCCAGCCACCGACUCCCUCGGAGACGUACUCGAUCUCGGAAACCCCACCAAGCUCGUCUGUGCCGACGUCGGCUCGCUACUUCUUGGCGAUCUGGUCGAAGUGGGCGUCUGCGCGUGCCUCGGUCUUGGGGACGAUGGGAGGGGGAUGUGGGUCGGUAAGGGCCGCGGUGGGCCAUUGGAGGGAUUGGGCAGAGGCGUGGGCCUGGCCGCUGGCGUCAACCUGGAUCUUGUGCGCGACAAAAUUCGCCAGUCUGGGCAAGAGAACCUCUACCCGGCUCACACUCUUCCUCAAUGCGACGGUCAAGGCGGAUACUACUGUCCGGUGGCAUACCAGAGGCCUGAUGGGUUCUGUGGCCCGGCCGACGAGCCCACCCCAAUCCCCAUCCCCGUACCGGCUGCUCCCGCUGAGCCCACCUCCACCAGCGAGACGCCCGCUCCCGAGCCUACCCCUACUCCUGAGCCUGAACCAGCUCCCGCUCCCGAGCCCACCCCGGAGCCCGAGCUGGAACCUACCCCUGAGCCCACUCCCGAGCCGGAAGUCCAGGAGCCCGCGCCCGAGCCCACUCCCGAGCCGGUCGUCGAGGAGCCCACUCCUACUCCUGCACCCGAGGUGAUCGAGUCUGAGCCUGCACCCGAGCCCUCACCCACCGUUGAAGCUCCUGCCCCCAGCGACCAGGUCGUCGAUGCCCAAUCGGUCCCUGCUCCCGAGGAGGACGAGGAGUUCGGUAUCUACUCAGGAGUCAACCGCGCCGCCAAGCUCCACCCCUACGACCCCGAGGCCGCUCCUGAGCCCACGCCCGCACCGGAGGAGCAGCAGGUAGAGGCGCAAGCGGUCGCUCCGGCUCCGACGGCGACCGAGACCGAGACGGUGGUGGAGACUGCUACUCAGACCGAGACACAGAUGGCUACGGCGACCGAGUGGCAGACGGUGGUGGAGACGCAGUCGGCGGAGAGGUCACACACGAUGACUGUCAUCACCAUUCCAGUCGAUGUGGUCACUGUCACUAUUACCAACACCGUCACUUCCACCGCGCCCGCGCUUGCCACCCAGACCAUCACCUCCACCGAGACAGUGCACGACUGCGCCGCGCCCGCACCUACCGCUUUCGCAAUAGCCGCCGCGCCCAGCUCGAGCAUUGAACCUACGCCUACACCUACCCCAACACCAAGCGCCGAACCAUCCGCAUCGACUGUCGCUCCUCCUACCUCCACUACCGCCCCCGAACCCGAGCCACAGCCGCAGCCUGAGCCGAUUUACGUCCCUACCUGCCCGGAGGGACAGGAGUUCAAGGAUACUGUGUGCUGCAGGGUGGACAUGUUUGAGGAGAAUGGAGAGUGCAAGUGCCUGCCUGGUCUCUCCAACAACCUCUCCCUCGGUAUCUGCCUCGACCUCAGCCUGUGUCUCGGACAAGUUCUGAACGGGGAAUGCCUCGUCGACAACAUCGGCCUGGACGUAUCUCUCCCCCUCGGCUUGGGUCGGAUCCUGUAA
Molecule: messenger RNA, 1938 nt
Organism: Dioszegia hungarica
Lineage: Eukaryota; Fungi; Basidiomycota; Tremellomycetes; Tremellales; Bulleribasidiaceae
Exons: 5
Coding region: 1-1938 (645 amino acids)
Source: RefSeq, a predicted model, not a curated record